This is a messenger RNA of Humulus lupulus (European hop), 1245 nucleotides long. RefSeq lists its product as uncharacterized. The record is from RefSeq and is a predicted model, not a curated record. The transcript is spliced from 3 exons. Bases 70 to 1017 code for a protein of 315 amino acids. NCBI's taxonomy places the organism in Eukaryota, Viridiplantae, Streptophyta, Magnoliopsida, Rosales, Cannabaceae.
GGAAAAAAGAAAGGGUGAUGUUCAAGUAGUCAGAUAUCAACUACUCCGAGAAGUAUGGAAAGACAGUGAAUGAUAAUAGCCAUUUCUCGCAUAGAUCAUUCAUGUGUUUCACGCAACUGUGGGAGGUGUCUCUGCUUUUGCUUUGGAUUCACCAGCAUUGUCAGAAUGAGUUCUAGAAGGCGUCCAUUACAUACCUGUGGUGUUUCAAUUUUAACAAUAGCUCAUAGAACCAUCGAGGUUUCCCAAGAUGCAGGUGAACCAUUAGGCUCAAUAACAAAAAGGGUGCUCAAAAUGUCUUCAUUUGCGAUCCCAUAUCUCAACGCCUUGCAGUAUCAAUGGCUUGUAUUCCUCACUUUCAUUGACGAUUUUAUCCUAGCAGCUGAGAACACGGUAGAGAGAGUUUUCCCUCCAUCAAAACAUGUUUUCAAUAAGAUUGAUGAUAUUGUUCAAGUCACAGAAACUUUCCCCAUGAAAUAUGACAAAGCGGUGACUACAUUCCCUACCAUUAUCCACCAAGUCCCUUUUCUAGAUUGGCUAUUGGUACAUAGUAUCUCUUUACUGAAACUUCUGAUCACUACAUUGACUUACUGGGGCUCUCAAGGUACAAGGGAGAAGGAGAUUAUGGUCGAUACAAACUGCGAAAAUCAUGAUAAUAACCAAUUUGUAUCCAUGAAUGUUUAUGACCACACAACAAAAGCCCAUGUCCAUGUUGAUAGUGAGAAUAAUACCAUCAAGGGUGAGUUUCCUAUUCAUGUACCUGAAACCCCACCUAAAGUUGAAACUGAGAUUGCUUCUGUGAAAGUUGACGAAGAUGACUUGAAGAGUACUUACAAAGAAGUUUUAGAGAAGAAUACCACAAAAGAUGACAAAGAACAUGGAAAGAAGGAAAUUAAUGUUACUAAGGGGGGAAGGAAGAAAGCAACAGCUGACAAAAAAGAUGAUAAAAAAGAUGGAGACCAUAAUAAGGAUGAUCCAAUAUUAGACUUGUUCGAGUCAGGAUGGCAAAUGAGACGUUAAAGAAAAGUAAAAAAGAAAGCUCAUUUUCUGGCUCUAUCCUGAAUACGCCAUUAAGACAGGCCAAAAUAGUUUAGUUUUCUUUGUUUGUGCAUAUAUAUAUAUACACGUAUAUUUUGUGUAAUUUUCUAUAUCAAUAGUUGCAAAGGAAUCUUACAUUUGUAUAUUUCUUUUGUAUUUCAUACAAUGGAUAACGACAACAAAUAAUAAAAUUGACCACUAAUUUAAGAA